CGGGCCGGCGCUGUCGGGCAGUGAUUGGCCCUGCCUGGCGCAGCCCCGCCCCUGCAGUGUUCUGCAGUGUUCUGCAGUGUUCAUCAGACCUGUGCAGUCGCUCUGGCUGAGCUCCGGGUGGGAUCCAGCGUGGAGCCCAGGCCGGGGCCACCAUGGCGCUGCCUCCACGCCCAGCUACCCUCCCGCACACAACACUGCUACUCCUGCCAGCCUUUCUGAGCUCAGGUUGUGGGGAGUUGGUGCCACAAAUUGAUGGCCAGGCCUGGGCUGAGCGGACAGUUCGGGAGAAUGAACGCCAUGCCUUCACCUGCCAAGUGGCAGGAGGGCCUGGCACCCCGCAAUUGGCUUGGUACCUGGAUGGACAGCUGCAGGAAGCCAGCACCUCAGGACUGCUAAGUGUGGGCAGUGAGGCCUUCUCUGGAGGCACCAGCACCUUCACUGUCACUGCCCAGCGGGCCCAGCAUGAGCUCAAGUGCUCUCUGCAGGACCCAGGCAGUGGCAGGUCAGCUAAUGCCUCUGUCAUCCUCAAUGUGCAAUUUAAGCCGGAGAUUGCCCAGGUCGGGGCCAAGUACCAGGAAGCUCAGGGCCAGGGCCUCCUGGUUGUCCUUUUUGCCCUGGUGCGUGCCAACCCUCCUGCCAAUGUGACCUGGAUCGACCAGGAUGGGCCAGUGACUUUCAAUACCUCCGAAUUCCUGGUGCUGGAUGCCCAGAGCUACCCCUGGCUCACCAACCACACCGUGCAGCUGCAGCUUCACAGUUUGGCACACAACCUGUCCGUUGUAGCUACCAAUGAUGUGGGUGUCACCAGUGCCUCGCUUCCAGUCCCAGGACUCCUGGCCACCUGGGUGGAAGUGCCACUGCUAGGCAUCGUUGUGGCUGGAGGGCUUGCCCUGGGCAUCCUGGUGGCGUUCGGCACCUUGGUAGUCUGCCUGGUCUGCAGGAAAGAGAAGAAGGCCAAAGGCCCCUCCCGGUACCCAUCUCUGAUCUCUAGGGCGUAUCCCAGGCUUUGUCUGCCCUGUAGUGACUCCAACAACGUGAAACUCAACAACGUGCGCCUGCCACGGGAGAACAUGUCCCUCCCAUCCAACCUUCAGCUCAACGACCUCACUCCGGAUUCCCGAGGGAAACCAGCAGACCGGCAGAUGGCUCGGAACAACAGCCAGCCAGAACUUAUGGACCCAGAACCUGGCGGCCUCCUCACCAGUCAAGGUUUCAUCCGUCUCCCAGUGCUGGCCUACAUCUAUCGAGUGUCCAGUGUGAGCAGUGAUGAGAUCUGGCUCUGAGCUGAGGAUGAGGUGGAGGGUGCCAUGGCCCCUGGGCACUCUCCCACUCCUCCUCCAAGGUUUCCUCUGCCUGGCCAUGUUGCCAAUGAGAAGAGGCCAUGCCACUGCCACUUUUGCUUGCCCUCUGGCUGGGGUGCCUUCUCUGUCAUCCACAUGAUGGUUUCAUUGGGAUCUGACCCUCAGAGGUACAGGUGUCCUUGGUAAGGCUGUCGGCUGGAUCUAAGCCCUUGUUCUAACUCAGGAUGAGGGCCUGUUUGUAAUGCCCAUGUGUAGGUGGUUAGAGCUCUUUGCUCAGUGUAUUCAGAGUUCAUCUGAACAGGCUUGGGCCUUCUCUGUACCCCAUGCCAGUAUUCUGCAGCACGUUGCACAGUAGGCCUGGGGGCAUGCCUGGUGUGGGGCCAAGGCGAUCCCUGCAUGUUAUGGAUUCCCUUUCUAUGCUAUGCAGCUUUAUUCCCUCGAGGGAAGUUUAGGACUCUGCUAGCUGUAUAGAACCAAACUGCCCUUUGCAUAUAAACCAACCCUUGGCCCCGGGGCACUGGCCAAGCACAAAAUAGUCCCUUUUGCUGCAUACCUCUGCCCUUUCUCUGCUGCCUCUGUCCUCACCUUCUCUUGGGCGUCAUAGGUUAUAUGUUGGACCUCCUCCACUUCUUCACUGGGUACUAGACUUCCCCACUGGCCUGGCCUCUGGUGGUGUUAGUACCUGGUAUUAACACAGAUCAGGAAGAAAAGAGGGAGUCUGGUGGUAUCCAGGAGAGCAUGUAGCUAUGCUUCAUUUAACAUUGUAAGCACACUGCCAGGGCCCUCUCUGUGGCUUCCCCAAGUCUGGCCUUCCUGGGAUUCACUGAGUGCCCUGAGCCUUUCUCCUCAACAUGUCUCCCCUGCCAUGGGACCCUAAUCCUGACCAACCCCUGACUGCCCUAUCAGCAGGAAGCCACUCUUCCUGUCCCACUUUCUCUUCCUCAGGGGAUGGUCAUAUUGGCACAUAAUCCAGUAGUGCCAGAAGCUUUAGGGAGACACGGAGAAAGAGGGAGACUACAUACCCCCAAAUGAUCCCAGAACACUUUACAAAGCAACAUGGAAAUGAUUGUAAAUUAAUAGAGUGUGGAGUAUAUUUUUCCUUUGUUAUCUUAUUUUGAAAUUUUUCUCAUGUUACUGCCUAGGGCAGCGCUGAGCACACAGUAAAUUCAAUAAACUUUACUGAGUGAAUGUUA
Messenger RNA from Pteropus alecto (black flying fox), 2494 nucleotides. RefSeq names its product transmembrane protein 25 (gene TMEM25). Lineage: Eukaryota; Metazoa; Chordata; Mammalia; Chiroptera; Pteropodidae. The record is from RefSeq and is a predicted model, not a curated record. The coding region runs from base 153 to 1283 and encodes 376 amino acids. The transcript is spliced from 9 exons. Gene Ontology annotation, biological process: negative regulation of excitatory postsynaptic potential.